Molecule: messenger RNA, 975 nt
Organism: Arxiozyma heterogenica
Lineage: Eukaryota; Fungi; Ascomycota; Saccharomycetes; Saccharomycetales; Saccharomycetaceae
Gene: BET2
Product: Rab geranylgeranyltransferase BET2
Exons: 1
Coding region: 1-975 (324 amino acids)
Biological process (GO): protein geranylgeranylation
Cellular component (GO): Rab-protein geranylgeranyltransferase complex
Molecular function (GO): Rab geranylgeranyltransferase activity
Source: RefSeq, a predicted model, not a curated record
AUGGUGAAUGCAUUACUUAAGGAAAAACAUAUCAAAUAUUUGAAAUCAUUGGAUUCCCAAAAAGAGACAUUGGAGUAUUGGCUAUCUGAACAUUUAAGGCUUAAUGGUAUAUAUUGGGGGCUUACUGCUCUUUGUAUUCUAGACUCAAAGGAGACAUUCCAGCGUGAAGAAGUGAUCCAGUUUGUAAUGUCCUGUUGGAACAAUCGUACCGGCGGAUUUGGUCCAUUUCCCAAACAUGAUGCCCACAUGUUGUCUACUUUAUCUGGAUUACAAAUAUUAUUGACAUACGAUGCAAUUAAUCUUAUAACAGAGGACUCAGAGAAAUUGGACAGUGUAGUUCAGUUUAUUAAAGGGAAUCAAUUACCUGAUGGAUCCUUUCAAGGCGAUCGUUUUGGAGAAGUUGAUGCUAGGUUCAGUUAUAACGCUCUAAGUGCACUAUCUAUACUUGGAAUGCUAUCACCGGAAGUCGUAGACCCAGCUGUAGAACACAUUCUAAAAUGUCUGAAUUUUGAUGGUGGAUUCGGUCUUUGUCCAGGGGCAGAAAGUCAUGCAUCGAUGGCAUUUACCUGUCUUGGUGCAUUGAGCAUAGUCAAUAAGUUAAAUUUACUUACUCCAGAACAGAUUGAUACAAUUGCAUGGUGGCUUUGUGAAAGACAAGUACCAGAAGGUGGACUGAAUGGUCGUCCCAGUAAGUUACCAGAUGUUUGUUACAGUUUUUGGGUUGUGUCGUCAUUGGCUAUAAUAGAUAGAUUAGAUUGGAUAGAUUCAGAUAAAUUAGCCAAUUUCAUCUUGGAGAGUCAAGACGAAAUAAAGGGUGGGAUUGCUGAUAGACCUGGAAAUGAAGUGGAUGUGUUCCACACCGUGUUUGGUCUAGCUGGGUUAAGUCUUAUUGGUUAUGAUAAUUUAGUUGAAAUAGAUCCAACUUAUUGCAUGACUUAUGAAGUGACCUCCAAGAUUCAUAAGUAUCCUUAUUGA